Messenger RNA from Rosa chinensis, 1010 nucleotides. RefSeq names its product probable glutathione S-transferase. The record is from RefSeq and is a predicted model, not a curated record. Gene Ontology annotation, cellular component: cytoplasm. Gene Ontology annotation, molecular function: glutathione transferase activity. Gene Ontology annotation, biological process: glutathione metabolic process. Lineage: Eukaryota; Viridiplantae; Streptophyta; Magnoliopsida; Rosales; Rosaceae. The transcript has 2 exons. Bases 169 to 843 code for a protein of 224 amino acids.
UUAUCUUGAUUGACCCGGCAUCCAAGUGGUCAAAAUUUAAGAAGGCCAAGAAGAAAAACCCAACUUCCCGUCUUGACAUUCCAAAAGGAAAGUUCAAAGCUUUGCAGAGAAUCAUAUAUACAUAAAGGGGACUGCAGAGUUCAGUGAAGAACAGAAGUUGAAGAAGAAAUGGAAGAUGUUAAGCUGUUUGGAGCAUGGCCUAGUCCAUAUGGUUACAGAGCGAUUUGGGCUCUGGAGCUCAAGGGCGUCAAGUAUGAGUAUAUAGAAGAAGAUUUGAGUAACAAGAGUGAUUUGCUUCUACAGUACAACCCAAUUCACAAGAAGAUCCCGGUGCUUGUUCACAAUGGGAAGCCAAUUUCCGAGUCCACUGUUAUCCUCGAGUAUAUUGAAGAGACGUGGCCCGGAAAUCCCUUGCUUCCUUCUCUUGAAGACCCUCAUGGAAGAGCCUCGGCGCGGUUCUGGACCAAGUUUAUAGAUGACAAGGCUCUUCCAUUUACUAUGUUAUUGAUGACCGACGGAGAAGAACUAGAGAAGGCAGCGAAAGAGGUAAAGGAGAUACUUAAGAUAUUGGAAGAGCAGGGUCUAGUAGAGAAGGAGUUCUUUGGUGGCAAUGAGAUUGGACUGGCCGACUUGGCCAUGGGAUUUAUAGCCUCCAGUUUUGGAGUUAUUGAAGAAUUGGCUGGUGUCAAAGUGCUGAAUGGGGAUGAGUUCCCUGGCUUGUGUAAUUGGGUUAAGAAGUUUAAGGAGAACCCAGCAAUCAAAAAGAACCUCCCUGACCCUGAUCAAAUGUAUGUGUAUUACAAGCAGAAGAGGGAGAUGCUUAUUGCUUCAAGGGCAGCAUGAUAUUAUAAAAGUAAACUUUCUUGUAACAGUUUUGCUCGUGUUAUGGUUAGAUACACUAUAGUUCUUUACUUCUUCAAAAAAUAGUUCUUUACUUCUUCAAAAAAAUUUCAGUGUUGUAGAAUCCAUUUGAGAAUUUGAGAGAGAAUUAUGUGCUUCUUUAUUGAUAA